Molecule: messenger RNA, 603 nt
Organism: Microsporum canis CBS 113480
Lineage: Eukaryota; Fungi; Ascomycota; Eurotiomycetes; Onygenales; Arthrodermataceae
Exons: 4
Coding region: 1-603 (200 amino acids)
Source: RefSeq, a predicted model, not a curated record
AUGAUCAUCACGCCUACAUUUGCAGAGAUGGAGGACACGGCACGCGCCGUCAUCCUCUGUCUGAAGAAGUGUCCUGACCUUGCCAACACCAAGAUAGCCAUCAUCGGAGGCGCUGCGGUCUGCAGAUACAUCCCUGAGCGCCAGCCAAGCGAUGAUCCAGAGGACGUCGACUUCAUGAUCACCAUUCCCAACCCUGACGUCGUGAACCGAAGACUCCUGCAGACCUACGAGUCCCUGCGGCAAAGCAUCAAAGUCGACUUCAGCACCAACUGCCGCCUGCCAUAUAUCCCAGCAGCAGCAACCAUCAUUCGAGAAGUCGAUAUAGACUGUCUCCCGUACAUCGGUCCAACCGACCUCCUGGUGCUGGCCAUCCGUCUGUGCGGCCAGCGCAACGAAGGAUACUCCAACAUCGACCGUGAUUCAGCCGAUGCCGUUGCCCUGGCUGAGACCGUCAUCAAGCAAGGGCCCAUCGUCCUGUCUCCCAUCCAGCGACAGGUCGUGCGUGAAGAGCUGGCUGAGGUCGUCCACUGGGGUCCAAAGGAUGAAGAGUGGUGGAGAGACGUGUUGGCCGAUGCCUUGAGUAGCGGCGGCAAGGACAAGUAG